AUGCACCUGUUGGACCGGCUGCUGCCGCGUCUGAAGGCGGAGGGCAGCAGAGUUCUGCUGUUUAGCCAAAUGACGAGACUGCUGGACAUUGUUGACGAUUACUGCAGGUGGCGGGGCCACUCGUACUGCCGCAUAGACGGGUCGACUCCGGGGGAGGAGCGGCAGCUGAAGAUCGACGACUUCAACCGAGAAGACAGCGACAAGUUUGUGUUUUUGUUGUCAACUCGCGCGGGGGGUUUGGGAAUUAAUUUGGCAACAGCAGACAUUGUGAUUCUUUUCGACUCCGACUUCAACCCCCAAAUGGACCUCCAGGCCAUGGACAGGGCCCACAGAAUCGGCCAAAAAAAGAAGGUGCCUAGGGUGGUGGUGUACCGCUUCGUGACUGGCGGGACUGUGGAGGAGCGCAUCGUGGAGCGCGCAGCAAAGAAACUCAAGCUGGACUCGCUGGUGAUUCAGAAGGGGCGCUUGGGGGCGCAGCAGCAGCAGCAGCAGCAGCAGCGGCAGCAGCAGGGGCCCCAGGCCUCCGAACUCCAAGACAUUCUCCAGUUCGGGGCUCAGGAGGUUUACAGAACUCAAGAGGAAAGCAGCAUCACAGAAGCAGACAUUGACAUCAUUUUGGCGGAUGCAGAACAAAGAACUGCUGAAAUCGAAGCCCAACUCCAAAGCCUGGAGUCGAAGUUCGACUUGUCCAACAUUUCCCUCGACGGGGGCCUCCACAUGUACGGCGGCGAGGGGGGCCCCCGGGGGCCCCCCGGGCGUCCGGGGCGAAAGAAGGGGGCGAAGGCCUUCAGGCCUUUCGUGGUGUUGGACUUGGGGGACCGCAAGACGAAGUGGCGGGGGGGCCCCCCGGGGGCCCCCGGGGGCCCCCGGGGGCCCCCGGGGGCCCUGCUGCUGCGGCGGGAGCGGCGGCUGGCCCGCAGGCUGCUGACUGGCUGGCGAGCUGAGAUAAAUGGAGGUUAUGACUUUCAGUUUUUCGAUCAUGAAAAACUUGAUGCUUUGGAAGCAACUCAAAGCAAGUGGGCUGCUUAUUUGCUGCGGAAGCGGCGGCAGAAGCAGCAGCAAAAGCUGCUGCAGCAGCGCCGCCAGCUGCUGCAGGACGCGGAACUUGCUGCUGCAGCAGACGCAGACGGCCCGGGCCCCAAGCGCCCGCAGCUCGACUUUGCUGCGCUGCUCGACCAGCUGCUGCUCGACGCCGGCGAAGACGCUGCUGCUGCUGCGCUGCUGCUGCUGCCCCACCAGCAGCAGCAGCAGCAGCAGCAGCAGCAGCCCGCAGCAGCCUACGUCCAGGCCCUCCUCCACCAAAUGGACCCUCAGCAGCAACACGCACUCCUCGCCGUCCUAGAAGCAUAUUUGAACUUCCGGGGCUGCAAAGAGAUAGCCCCUGAGGAAGGUGACGUGCUGCAGCGGCUGCAGCAAAUGCUGCUGCCGCAGCUCUUGGAGGAGGAGGAGAAGCUGCUGCUGGAGCAGCGGCCGCUGCAGCAGGCACAGCCAAAGCAAGAGCAGCAGCAGCAGGAACCGCAGCUCAAAGAGGAGCAGCAGGAACAGCAAGAGCAGCAGCAGGAACAGCAGCAGACACAGCAGGAGCAACCCAAACAGGAAGGAGACGCUGCCGCAGCAGCAAACGAAAGCAGCACCAGCAGCAGCAGCAGCAGCAGCAGCAGCAGCAACAGGAUAUGUCGCUGGGCUGUCGGAGGCCGGCCUCUAAAGGAGCUGCUGAAGGAGCUGCUGGAGGACUUAGAGGGCCGGGUGGCAGCAGCGGAAGGGGUGCCCCUGGCUGUGCAUCUGCUGGAGUGGCGUUUGCGGCAGAAGCGGCAGCAGCAGCAGCAGGAGCAGCAGCAGCAGCAGCAGCAGCAGGAGCAGUCGGAGGCCGGGGAUUCGCAGCAGCAGGCGGACGCGCAGCAGCUGGACCCCGAGCAGCAGCAGCAGCAGCAGCAGCAGCAGCAGCAGCAGCAGCAGCAGGAGCAGCAGCAGCAGCCAAAAAAGAGAGCUGGAAGGCCUCGAAAGAUUAGACCUCCGCAGCCAGAAGAAGAACCCUCAGACACAGAAAGUGCUUUAGACGAUCCCGACGAUCCCGACAGGCCCGAGCCCUUCACUGCAGAAAUGAAACUCCAAAAGGAACAGCUGCUGUCUGAAGGCUUCUUAAACUGGAACCGAACGGAAUUUACGAAAUUCGUCAGCGGCCUGAUCCAGUUCGGGCGUGACCGGCUGGAAGAGGCCUGGCAAACGCAUUUCAGCAACAGCAACAAAACUGUCGAAGACCUCCGGAAAUAUGCUGCUGUCUUUUUCCAAAGAUACUCGGAAAUCGAGGGGGGAGACCGAAUGAUGCAGCGCAUAGAAAGGGCGGAAGAGCUGCGGGGGGCUUUAGACCUGCAGCGGCGGGCCAUUCAGGCUACUGUGGGCUUUACACUAAUUUAG
Messenger RNA from Eimeria necatrix, 2415 nucleotides. Its product is annotated as chromatin remodelling complex protein SNF2L, putative. Lineage: Eukaryota; Apicomplexa; Conoidasida; Eucoccidiorida; Eimeriidae. The transcript is spliced from 9 exons. The record is from RefSeq and is a predicted model, not a curated record. Gene Ontology annotation, biological process: regulation of transcription by RNA polymerase II; nucleosome organization. Bases 1 to 2415 code for a protein of 804 amino acids. Gene Ontology annotation, molecular function: chromatin binding; histone binding; DNA binding. Gene Ontology annotation, cellular component: chromatin; nucleus.